AUGGAUGCAGUGUCUGAGCUGAGCACCCCGUUGCCUUGCCAGCCUCUCUCUUCUUUCGACAGGGUUAAGUUAGAAGACGGAGGACUCCCUGAGAGUCUCAUAGUAAGCAAUGGGGGCGACUCCCACUUUACACUUAGAAAAGCAAAGAAGCGGACUUUGAAGUUGGUGGAGGAUGAAGAAACGGACCUGGGUUACAGGUGCUCAAAGAAGCAGUGGAAAAAGCAAGAGGACAGCAGCCACAAUGACAAGGCCUUGGACCUGGAGACAAAGCCUGUUCAGGAUGAAGUGGGAAGGAAAAGCAAGAGAAAAAGCAAAGUGACAGGCACCCCGGAAGAGGAGGAGGAAGAGGCCAGAAAGAAGUCGCCAAAAAGAAAGGAGAAAUGUGAACCUAAGAAGCAGACCAAGGCCGCCAAGCCUCCCAAAACACAGGCGGCCAAGGAGUGGAACUGUGGCUCGCCCAAGGGCUCCCCCAAGGGCUCCCCCAAAGGCUCCCCCAGAAGCAGCAUCACUAAAACCCGGAGGAAAAGCAGUGCAGGGCUAAAAGGGAGCCCAGGCUACCUGUCAGACUCGGAUUCCUCUCCAGAGUCGGUCAGAGAUGACCACUGCAGCGUCACAGUGCAGGGGCUCACCUUUUCAGAGAAACUCACAGCUGAGCUGUUGAAAGAUGGACCUGCUACAAAAACUGCAGCUGCCAGCAGACAGUCCUCAAAGGGCGGCUUUCCCUUCAGCUCUGGCAAGAGCAAGGCCACCAGAACCUCGUCAUCCAGUUCAGACUCGAGUUCAGAGUCGGAAGACCAGUUUGUGGUGUCCAAGAACAUCUCUGAGGGCGCCUCGGACUUCUUAAAGACAGCUGGCCUCUUUGCAGGGCAAGGGUGUCCAGGGCUCACAUUGCAGACGCCGGGUGUCACGGGAUGGAAGCCUUCUGACUCAAGCAGAGGCAGACAAGCUUCUGGUCCUCCUUCCAGUGUACCCGUCCCCACCAGUUUGGGAAGAGGCUGGGGACGAGGAGAGGACUUCUUGUUUGGGAAGGGACUGAGGGGCCGGGGUGUACGGGGCCGAGGUCGAGGCCGCGGGCAUGCUGUCUCCUGCAUCUUAAAUAGAAGUUCUGAGAGUCAGAAGCAGAAGCAGUUAAAUGACAUCCUAACAAAUUCAUCCACCGUGAUCCAGAAUCCUGUAGAGACACACAAGAAGGACUAUAGUCUGUUGCCACUGUUGGCAGCUGCCCCUCAAGUCGGCGAAAAGAUUGCGUUUAAGCUUCUGGAGCUCACGUCGGACUACUCUCCCGAUGUCUCUGACUACAAGGAAGGAAAAAUUCUAAGCCACGACCCAGAGACCCAGCAAGUGGAAAUAGAAGUCCUCUCAUCCUUACCAGCUGUGAAAGAACCUGGGAAGUUUGAUUUGGUCUAUCACAAUGAAAACGGAACCGAGGUGGUGGAGUAUGCCGUGACACAGGAGAGGCGGAUCACUGUACUCUGGAAAGAACUGAUUGAUCCGAGACUGAUUAUUGACUCCUCAAGUAGUUUCUCAAGUAAAUAGGAUGUCUCCACAUAACCUCCAACCUCGUGGCCUCGCAUUCCAUAAGAAUUGUUUGUGACCGUGACCAUAGCCUGAAGUUUCAAAAAGAAGAUCAACUAUCGUUUGGACUUUCUGUUAUCUUCCCUUUACCAUACUAGGAAAAGAAUCUACCUCACCAUUUAGAGUAACAUGGGUGUUCGUUCGUAGACCUUUAUUUCCCUCGGCUAAAUUCAGUAGUGCCAUUGAAAACUGCCCUGUGGGCAGACCAAUAUGGCAGUGUGCUUGCUCUCUUCCACCUCUGGCCCGCCAGUAGCAAUCGUCAGUAGUUUACAGUACACAUGUGAGCUCGUGCUGUGCAUCUUGUGUUAUUUUUCUUUAGGGUCACAUUUAAAAUACUAAGGCAUGUUUCUUGACCUAAUUUUUUCACAUGUGAAUCGCUCUGUAAGCGCGGGGCGUCUCACGCAUUCCGAGUGGUUUAUGCUCAUCGUCCUCAAGACCUGGGGGAGGCGGGUUCAGUGCAGAGAAUGAGUUAAGGAACCUUUCACACUUUUCCAACGGUAAAAUGCAGGAUCCCCAGGGCCCUGUGUGGAAAGCAGUGGCAAGACAACUGUGUUGUAUUGCCUGGAAGAGAGCAGGCCUCCUACUGCCAGAGGCUGGCCAUGAACCUCAGACCGGCGGCAGGUGGCUUUGCCACAGGAUGCCAGGAGCCUGGCUCAGCAUGCUGAAGCGAGGAUCUUGAACAGAAAUUUUCUUUUCUGUUACCACUCAGCAAAGCUAAAGGCUGAAUAAAAACUGGGAAAUUGCCGGGCAGUGGUGGCGCACGCCUUUAAUCCCAGCACUUGGGAGGCAGAGGCAGGUGGAUCUCUGUGAGUUCGAGGCCAGCCUACAGAGCAAGUCCCAGGACAGGCUCUUAAAAGCUACAGAGAAACCCUGACUUGAAGAAAAAAAAACCUGUGAAAAUUGCUUUCUUUUAACAAAAACUUGGAUCCCUCCUUCAGCUUUGCAGAUUUUUAAAUAAAAUCAUAUUGAACUCAAUUUC
Alexandromys fortis (reed vole) is the source of this 2554-nucleotide messenger RNA. RefSeq names its product coilin (gene Coil). Lineage: Eukaryota; Metazoa; Chordata; Mammalia; Rodentia; Cricetidae. Gene Ontology annotation, biological process: spliceosomal snRNP assembly. The record is from RefSeq and is a predicted model, not a curated record. Gene Ontology annotation, cellular component: Cajal body. Gene Ontology annotation, molecular function: U2 snRNA binding; U1 snRNA binding. The coding region runs from base 1 to 1536 and encodes 511 amino acids. The transcript has 8 exons.